GCGCGCGUGUACGUGAUAACGGUUAAGAUUUUCAUUAAGAUCCCACAGAGAGAACGAAAAAAAAAUUCCAUGGAUAGCUGCUAGCUUAGAUCAGGAAUGUAUCAAUUGUUUGUAUAGAAUGAGAAAGCAGUCAAUAAUAAGGGCUACUAGCACAGAUUCAGCAUCUUUACAAGAAAAUGAUACGUUAACUUAUUUUGAUGAACCUAAACUACAAAUUGCCCUUUCCAUGAAAGGAGCCGGUGGGAGGGUUUGAUCCACAGGGAUUUGGAUAAUUCGUAUUAACGAUUACUCUAUCCGCAUGGAUUGUACAUUUUUUACCCUGAUUUUCCCUCCCCGGGAUACAGUCGGCACAAGAUGCAGAUCUUCGUGAAAACCCUCACGGGUAAGACCAUUACCCUUGAGGUUGAACCCUCGGAUACGAUCGAGAAUGUGAAAGCCAAGAUCCAGGACAAGGAGGGUAUCCCCCCAGAUCAGCAGCGUCUGAUUUUCGCCGGCAAGCAGCUGGAGGACGGACGCACGCUGUCUGAUUACAACAUUCAGAAGGAGUCGACCCUUCAUCUGGUGCUUCGCCUGCGUGGUGGCGCCAAGAAGCGCAAGAAGAAGAAUUACUCCACCCCGAAGAAGAUCAAGCACAAGAGGAAGAAGGUCAAACUCGCUGUCCUCAAGUUCUACAAGGUUGAUGAGAACGGAAAGAUUCAUCGUCUGCGUCGCGAGUGCACCAGCGAGGCGUGCGGUGCUGGCAUUUUCAUGGCUGCCCACGAAAACCGCCACUACUGCGGCAAGUGCCACCUGACGCUUGUCUACUCUAAGCAGGAGGAGAAGUAAGGAGCUGGAAGAAUCGAGUGUCGGCGAAGUUGUAUUACUCUUCAACCAUUCUGUUGGCCCGCUAAAUGUCUGAUUAUCGACAGUCACAUUUAUGCCACUUAGAUUGCUGGGCUGAUGCGUGUAACAGAGAGGAUAAAUAAAGAUUAAUACAGCUAUCGUUCUGUAUUAAA
Anopheles nili is the source of this 995-nucleotide messenger RNA. It is a transcript of the gene RpS27A, whose product is annotated as ubiquitin-40S ribosomal protein S27a. Gene Ontology annotation, molecular function: protein tag activity; structural constituent of ribosome; ubiquitin protein ligase binding. The record is from RefSeq and is a predicted model, not a curated record. Lineage: Eukaryota; Metazoa; Arthropoda; Insecta; Diptera; Culicidae. The transcript has 2 exons. Gene Ontology annotation, cellular component: cytoplasm; ribosome; nucleus. Gene Ontology annotation, biological process: translation; modification-dependent protein catabolic process; protein ubiquitination. The coding region runs from base 355 to 825 and encodes 156 amino acids.